Messenger RNA from Nerophis lumbriciformis (worm pipefish), 2952 nucleotides. NCBI's taxonomy places the organism in Eukaryota, Metazoa, Chordata, Actinopteri, Syngnathiformes, Syngnathidae. The record is from RefSeq and is a predicted model, not a curated record.
AUGAAUGUUGAGGCUCCUAUUAAGUACGUACAGCUGGCCACGGCGUGUUUGUCCAAUGGCGAGCAGCUGGUGUUUUGCGACUCCGAGGGAACGGAUCUUCAGUACAGUUGGGCUCUCAACCAUCAAAGACUGGAGGACACGGCGCUUCUCUCUGGACAUAUCCAUUCGAAGAGUAUCAUCCUCAAACAGCAUGUCUCAGGAUGGCUGGUGUGCAAUGUCAGGAAUCACAUCAGUGAUGACAAAGGAGGAGUUGACAUAGAUACUUGUGGCACAACUCCUCUUGCUGCGUCUGGCUCAGCAGCCGUGUCUCCUGACCCCUUGUAUGAGGCAGCCUCAUCUUUACUCCCAACUGAAGGAGAGCCAACACCAUCUUCACUUUUGUCAGGGAGGAGUGUAGAGAGCCAAAAAGACAUUGCUACUGGCACUGGCUCCACAGAUGGGGAAAAUAACAGACGUGAGACCCCAGAAAGAGACAGAGAAAUGGAGGAUGCAGCAGAUAAUUUUCUGUCGGAGGACCCAGUUCUCUUGUGUCUCUACGGAAACGUGAGCUGCCUGGAGGUGACACCGCAUGAUGGCGAGCUGGUCUUGGCCGCUGGCUCCUCUCUCACACUCAACUGCUCUGGAUCCGGGAACACUACCUGGGAGUUCAAGAGGAAAGAUGUUCCUAAUUUUCAGGUUGAACUAGGCCUUCAUGGUGUGCAGAGCUACCAAAUAGUGCAAAAUGGUGCAAACUCUAGCACUCUGAGCCUGUGGAACGUAAGUUGGAAGCACACCGGCGUGUAUUUGUGCACUGAUCAACAUACUGGAGAAAGGAAGGAAGUGAAUGUGUUUGUCCCAGGUUUGGACUGCCCGACUGUUACGGCACAUUUUAAGUAUGCUCAUGGCAUGAUAACCAAGACCAGUGAGCUUACCACCAUCCCCUGUGUGGUCACCAACCCCAAGAUCAGUGUCUCCUUGUAUGAGGAGGAUAUUGACCUGCCAGUCAAAGGGCACUACAUCCCGAGUGAGGGCUACACUGCCACCCUAGAGGACAGGACGUAUUUUUGUCGCGGGGAGAUGAACGGAGAGGUGAAAGAAUCCCAGGAUUUCGUGGUCUUUAGUGUGUUUGUGUCUGAGUCCAUGGAUGUAUACAUCAACUCAUCAAAGACGGUGCUGAAGCAGGGUGAGCCGCUAACAGUCAACUGCACUGUACAUGGAGCAGAACUUGUCUAUUUUUCUUGGGACAUCCCCAACAAGGAGGGUGCUGACGUGGCACUACGAACAGAAUUCGUGUCACCAACAAGCAUGAGAUCCUGCCUCAUUUUUCCUCAUGCCACGCUGGCCCACAGCGGAAAGUAUGUGUGCCAUGUCCAAGAAGUGGUCUUGGAUCAGACGGCUUCCUCCAGUGUCAACAUCACAGUACUCGAACGAGGAUUUGUGAAAAUACAGCCCGCUGAGGAUAGCCACGUUUCGGCCCGGCUGCAGCAGGACGCAGUGCUGAGGGUGAAAGUGGAAGCCUAUCCUGCCCCUCAGGUCAGCUGGAGCAAAGGUGGCGCUGCCAUCAAAGGGAACACAAUCAUUGUAUUCAGAAAAGAACAUGGGACCAGAUAUGUCAGCAUCCUCAGGUUGGUGCGGGUGAGGCGGCAACAGAAAGGCCACUACACUGCCCGGGUCACCAAUGGAGAUGACACUAAGGAAGUGACUUUUGACUUGGAAGUCCAAGUUCCCUCUCAGAUUAAAAGUCUGACUGAGCUCCGCCUUCCCGGGAAGCGGCACCUUGUUACCUGUGUAGCUGAAGGGGUCCCUACCCCGACCAUCCAGUGGUACAGCUGCGACAGUAUGCUCAAGUGCAAUACCGAGACUACAAUAUGGCAACCGCUGGUAACGGAAGCAGACCUGCUGAGCAUCCAGACGAACAUCACUUACAGCGAGAGCCGUAAAACAAGUCAGGUGUGGAGCUGGCUGACCUUCCACAAGCCGCAGCACGCCAAUGUUCGCUGUGAGUCCAACAACCAGUUGGCGAUGGUUGGCAGAAGAGAUGUCAAAGUGGUGUCCAGCAGCACGCCACCGAGUACCUUCUGCGUGCCGCUAAGCCGUCGCAUAACCCCCCGCCCCCUGCAUGCCCACUCGCUUGCUGUCGGGCCACUCGCCCACCACCCCACCGGCCUCGCGCUGGGGCGGGGAUCCGUCCAGCCGGCAAAUUGGCACCUGUGCCAGGCCUCUGUCUGGCUCGAUGAGUGGAUCCGGACUGGCGGGGGCAGCUACGUUCGUAACGGAUAUCCGCCCGCCCCGGCUGGCUCGCCGCGGCAUAUUCGGGGCCUGGCUCUGCUUCAGACGGAGGCGCACGGCGUGGGGGAACGCUCGAGAAACCCGCCCCGCCGUGGCGGCCUGCAAGGACUGGCCAGAAUUGGCGAGCCCCCGGCAGCGAGCAAGUCUGCUCACCGUUCCCCUGCUGCGGGCUCGUUGCAGGGUACGCAGCUGGAGAAUGACCGCCAGACAAACCGGCUGACGUCGCAGGAGCGUGUGGCUGCCCGAGCCCAAGCCAAGGAUAGGUCUAUUAUACUUCGUCAUGCCAAGUCUCCUGUUGCCACCAUUCAUCUGGUCUCCAUGACUCUGUCCAACGGAGAGCAGCUGGUGUAUUGUUCCUCCAAAAGAGGGGACAACCUUCAUUACAGGUGGAGUCUGAACCAAAAACCAUUGCUGGACACGGAUUUAGUUCAUGGACAUGUUCAGGCAAGCAACAUCACUCUGAAACGACACAUCUCAGGACAGCUAGUCUGCUCUGUUCGAAAUAACGUCAGUGAAAACCAGGAAGGAGUUUGUCUGUCUUGUGAUUUAGGGAUGAUAAUUCGUACCAGUGUUUUGUCAGUGAUCAUUCUCACAGUGAUCACAGUUGUGAUCUACACUCUGAAGAGAAGCAACAAGACACAUGAAGUUACAGAAAACCUGGAAUUAAUUGAUGUGAAUACAUGA